AACAGGGGGGAGUAGCUGCUCCCGGCGCAGCUCCUGUUCAACUAGUCGCACCGCAGACAGCUUCACAAGGUUCGCAAUUGCAGCCGCCUGCGCCACCUGCGGGAGGCGCCACUGCAAAUAAUGCAGCCACCCCUUCGCCGGACCAGCCCUUCUUCACGCCACCGGAAAGCAGUGAACAGGACGAAAUCGAGAAGGAAGUGGAUAAUCUGCUCGGCGGAGGAAACAACGCUAAGGAACAAAAAGACGUCCAGCAAGCGACCACAAGAUCUCUCGUCUACCACCCCGUUGUGCCAAAACACUCCAGACUCGCGCUUGCUUUCCCCGUGGUUACCUCGAAAAAGAACGUGAGCAGGCACAUCCCUGUCCUUCCCCCACCGGACGACUUCGACACGCCUUUUUGGGAGCCGAGGGUCGUGAAGACGGUGGACCGCAUCCCGAUCGCGCCCUACAGUCUGGAAAACAUGAAGGGUAACCGGUCGGUGGAGAUCGAGUUUCUGCCCGCGCCGAACUCCACUCGGUAUGACAAAGUGGUGAUCGCUUCUGGAGAGGAUCGCCGGCUGCGGGAGCUGACAGUCCAGCCCAAAUCCUCCGCCGCCAUGAUCAGCUCCAAGGACGCGCUGCCCCACACCCCGCAGGUGCACAUGCACCUGUUCGGCAACCGGAUCAUCCGGUCGCUCAACAUUUCCCGCACCGGCGCGCACUGCUACCGGGUCUACGCACCCAGGAACGUCGCGAACUCGGCGAAGCGAUCCGUGGUGGCGCUCAGGGAACAGCGGAUGGGGAUCCAGCAGCAGCAGGGAGGUGAUAUGAACCAGCAAAUGCAUCAGACGCAUCAUGAUUUCUUCGACUAUGACGAGCAGCUGCAAUUGAGCAACCUAUCCACAAAAAAAGACCUAUCCCCAUCCGAUUUGUCAUGCGCAACAUGUAGGGAGUUCCUUUUUGUCAUGCAAAAAAUAUUAAAUGGAUGGAGUAGAUGGUAAAUUUUCACAGAAUACAACCCGAACGAUUACUACGAGCUCGUGUGUCGAGGCGUGUCGGCCGAGGUCCGGAAGCUGUGCGUGUUGCAAUCCUCGGUUUUGGUCCGCAACGGAUUUGCAACCGUCCCACUGUUAUGCGAGAUCACGAACAACAACUCCAUCCACCAAAUUUUCCAGAACCCGAGGAGUCCGCAAAUCCCCCGGGACUACGUGGUGAUUCAGCCAGAGGAGGAAAUAUCCUUACCCCUGGACGCGUGCAGAGAAGGCACCGUGCGGUUCGCGCCGUUACUGGAAAAGUCGGGGCUGGUCGAACGGCUGGGCGAUUUGAUCACGCGAAGUUUGGAGGCAAAUAUCGUGAAGCCGCCUAGCUCGAUGGACGAUUUUUUGCGGGACUCGAAGGAGUCCGCAGUUGCGGGGGGCGAAGAGGGUCAAGGAGGUUCUUCUGGUUCCCCUAGCGCACGGAGACGGGUGUCCGGCUCCUCGACGAACUCUGCCGGUGAAGAACAAGAAGAUGAUGAGUACAACUAUCGAUAUCACUAUCAGCGCACGAAUUUAUCAUCCUCCUCUCACUCUGAGAGACUAGUGCAGGACGCGCUUUUCCAGCUGGAUCCUAGACUCCUCGACGAGG
This is a messenger RNA of Amoebophrya sp. A120, 1605 nucleotides long. NCBI's taxonomy places the organism in Eukaryota, Dinophyceae, Syndiniales, Amoebophryaceae. The record is from the annotation of a GenBank genome assembly.